This is a messenger RNA of Xenopus tropicalis (tropical clawed frog), 1743 nucleotides long. Its product is annotated as caspase-8-like. Gene Ontology annotation, biological process: regulation of apoptotic process. NCBI's taxonomy places the organism in Eukaryota, Metazoa, Chordata, Amphibia, Anura, Pipidae. Bases 127 to 660 code for a protein of 177 amino acids. The transcript is spliced from 5 exons. The record is from RefSeq and is a predicted model, not a curated record.
GUUAGCCCGAGGGCAGCAGUACAUUGUAACAGGAAGUAGUUCUAACACGGAAGCAGUUAUAGUAAGAACGAGAAUUCACUUUACACUGUUACCUCUGGAGAAGCUGUGCAAAGUCAGGUCUAAAUAAUGAAUGGUAAUAUACAGGAAGUGCUUCUUGACAUCAGUGAGAACAUAACGACAGAGGAAAAAGAUGCCAUGAUCUUUCUGUGUGAAGGGAAAAUUACAGCACAUGAUACAGAGAACAUCAGUUAUGCAAGGCAGCUAUUCCACUGUCUACACAAGAGAGGACACAUUACUCAGGAGGACCUGUCACUUUUGAAAGAGCUGCUGUACAGAAUUAGAAGAAUAGACCUACUCACCAAUAAACUGAAAACAACAAAGGAGCAAAUGGAAAGAGACCUAAAACAACGUGCACAUAUCUCUUUAUACAGAGUGCAGCUUUAUAACAUUUCAUUGGAACUGUCAACAAAACAAAUUGAGGAUCUGAAGUUCUUGCUGAAAUUGAAUAGAAAUAUUUCAAUGUUAGAAAUACUUUUAAAAAUGGAAAGAGAGGGAAGCUUGAGCCAAACCAGUCUUGGGAAACUAAAAGAUCUUUUAACACAUUUAAAUCGUUUGGACCUAGUGAAGAAAAUAGAAGCAGUCGAAAAAAAUCACAAAUAAAAGGGUCCAGGAGACAGCUGAAAAUGCCACAGUCGCUGGCACAAGGGCCACAACCUGAUACACAUCAAAUAUCAGUUGAUUCACUGAGAAGACCACACAUGAGCCAGAACUUAUCAAAGGACCUUUUUAUACUUUGUAAUCUCUCAUAUGGAGCCUCUUCUUCAGUAACACAGUGAUCAUGAGAGGAGCUGCAGGGGUUUUGACUAUGCCCUUAGACCUGAGUGGACCUGCUGGAACAAAUGUUUCAACACAGUAGUGUAAAAGGAAUGUUGUCUACAUGUAAAUAGAUGGGUGUAUUAAAGAAGUAAAAAGGUCAUUGAGAGACACAAUAAGGGUGUUGGGAGGGUGACACUGCAUCAAACUUUGCACUUAGGAUGUUGCCUUAUUGCAGUGUCCUUUUGCUUUUCUACAAAUGAUUUGCAACCUCAGAUUUGGUGCAUUGGUACAAUAAAACCAGCUUUGAUGUAAGGCUCUACUCUAAACAGUUCCAGUAUUCGUAUAAUAUAUACAAUAUGUUCAGUUUUCUUUGUAUAAUAUAAUUUUGUGAUGUAUGUUCUGUAUUUCUAUGAUGUCAAGUGGCGUAAGCCUGGGUACAGAAUGUUGCUAAUGACUGCACUCUAACCACUUUAUUGCCAAACAUGCUUUUAAUGCUGUAUUAAAUACUCAUCAUUGAUGUUUUAGGCCAUUAUUAAUGAUGCUUUACUGUAAUUAUUAUUAUCUUAUUGAUUUUCUUUUAGUUUAGAGAAAAAUGUUCAGUUACAGGUUAUUUUGCACAAAAGCCUGUCUUUAUCUGUUUAUUUGUAUUUAUUAUUAUGAAAGUGGUUUUCCCCUGCACAAAUGAGACUAAUCAGUGCUUCAUUGUUUACUUUUUUUUGCACCUUACAUCAGUAUAGAAUAUUCUGGCUACUGUACCCUAAAAUGUUCUGUGCUGGUAUAGUAGUAUCUCUCUGUGCAGGCUUAAGGGGUUCUUCCUUAUAUACUGUAUAAUGCUUUGCUUGGUGGAUUCCUUUAUCAGCUGACUGGCCAAAGAAGCACUUUUUGAGUACAGUGGUCAGGCAGUAAAUAUAAAAUCUCCCAAACCCA